This is a messenger RNA of Drosophila serrata, 2951 nucleotides long. It is a transcript of the gene Pep, whose product is annotated as Protein on ecdysone puffs. Gene Ontology annotation, molecular function: nucleic acid binding; zinc ion binding. Gene Ontology annotation, cellular component: nucleus. The record is from RefSeq and is a predicted model, not a curated record. NCBI's taxonomy places the organism in Eukaryota, Metazoa, Arthropoda, Insecta, Diptera, Drosophilidae.
GUGCACGUCUGUUUUCCAUCUCGUUCUCGUUCGGAUCGUUUCGUCUUGACUAGUGAAAAAUAUUCUUAAAAUAUUUUCAUCAAGCGAAGUAGCUCUUGAAAUAUUAAUUAAUAAUAGUAAAACCAGCAGUAAUUGACAAACCACCGUUGCUUCACCUUGUUUUAAAGUAAUUUGCUCGCUUUCAAACAAAACCCUUCACCUUAAAAAAAGCAUUCCACACUACUCUCCUAAAAACCCAUCAAAAUUAUGGUCAGCGUCAAGAUCAUCAAAAACCCUCAGCAGAAUCGUCCAGCUAACGUUAACGGCAAUAAUAUGGCUUUCCGUGGUAACCAGAACCGUAAUCGCAACUUUGGCGGCGGAAACAACAACUAUGGAGGGCCCAUGGGCGCCAAUCGCAUGGGCGGCAUGAACAUGUCGCCGUGGGAGUCCCAGAACCCCGGCGGUGGCGGCCAAUUCGGCAACAACAUGCGCCAGGGUGGCGGCCAGAUGAAUGCCCAGGCCAUCAACUUGGCCAACAAUCUGCUCAACAAUUUGUUCCGUAACCAGAAUCCACCAUCGCUCCUCGACUUGCCUCGCGGCGGCGGCGGCGGCGGCAUGGGAAAUCGUAAUCAGCGCGGUGGCCCGAUGGUCAGUCGCGGUGGCGGUGCCGGCAAUCGUCUCAAUAACCGUCGUGGCCAGGGAGGCUUCCAAAAUCGUGGCGCCACUGGUGGUGCUGGUGGUCCCAAGCCCCCGCAAAAGCAGGGCGGCGGCGGUAUUCGCAAGCAAAAUGCUUUUGAUCGUGCCAAGAAACUUUUGGCUAAAAAUGCCAACCAAAAUAAAAAGAAGGAACCUACUCCUGGCGAAAAGAAAAUCGAGAGCCCCACCAAGGAGUCUCCGUACGCUAGUGUGCCGAACGACAUGUUCUACUGUCAUCUGUGCAAGAAGCACAUGUGGGACGCCAACUCGUUCGAGAACCACAUCAAGGGUCGCACCCAUCUGAUGAUGCGCGAGGGUAUCGAGGAGAGCUACCGCCUGAAGGCCAACAUGAUCCGUCAGGAGGCCAAGAUAGCCGAGCAGCUCAAGUCCAUUGAGUUUGAUCGCCUCAAGCGUAUGGGCAAGAGCAAGCAGCGUCAGCUGGACUACUGCACCAUGUGCGAUCUCAACUUCCAUGGCCACAUCUCGACCCAUCGCAAGUCGGAGGGUCACUUGCAGCUGAAGAAGUUCUUGCACCCCAAGUGCAUUGAGUGCAACAAGGAGUUCGCCACUCGUAUCGACUACGAUACUCAUUUGUUGUCCGCCGAGCAUCUGAAGAAGGCCGCUGAGAGCAACACCAAGGUUGGAGAGCGCAAGCGCCAGACUCUGCCGAUCAGUACCGAGGAGGAGGAGACCCGUGAUCUCCGCCUGCCCCAGAAGCGCAAGAAGAAGCCGGUGAAGAAGGAGGGCGAGGCUGGUGCCGAUGCCGACACUAGCGUUAAGAAGGAGGGUGGCGCCGAUGGUGAAGCUGCCGAGGGCGAGGAAGGCGAAGGCGAUGAAACCAAGGAGGGUGAGGAGAACGCCGACGAGACCAAGGAGGGCGAGGAGGAUGGCCAAGAGGAGGAGGAGGUGGCCCUGCCCGUGGAUCCCGAGGAUUGUAUCCUUGACUUUACCGAUGGCGACGAGAUCCCCAGCGAGGUGGAUACCCGCCUGCCCAAGUACAACUGGCAGCGCGCUGUCGGUCCUGGCCUGGUCUCCAAGCUGGAGUGCUACGAGUGCUCGGUGUGCAGCAAGUUCUUUGACACCGAGGUCACUGCCGAGAUUCAUACUCGCACGGCCACCCAUCACCGCAACUUCUUGAAGUUCAUCAACGAGAAGUCGAGCGACACCAAGAUCGCCCAGAAGCGCGCUGCCGCCGCCAUCGAGGAGAAUGAGCGCAAGAAGCGCAAGAUUGAGGAGACAGAGACCCCGUCCGCCGAUGCCACAGCUGCCGAGGAGGAGACCACCGAGGGAGCUGAGGGUGAGCUGUACGAUCCCUCGGAGGCUACCGGCGACGAUGAUGACGUCGAGAUGACCGAGGAUAAUGCCGAUGGAGAGGCUGCCGGUGACGAGGAGGCUGAAGGUGAGGGUGAAGAGGAUGUUAACCAGGACAAUGGCGAGGAGGAGAUGGAGGCCCAGGAAGAUGAGGAACAGGAGGCUGAAGCUGAAGCUGAAGCCGAACCGGAGCCAGCCCCAGAGCCAACUCCCGCUGCCAAGCCAGCUGCAGUGCCCAAGACUCCGACCAAGGCUGCAGCUGCAGCUGCUGCAGCUACUCCAGCCGCUGCCGCUGCCGCUCCUCCUGCUUCGACGCCCACUUCCGAUGUUUCCCCUUCGCCGGCCAAGAAGGCAACACCCGCCCGAGCCGCCGCCGGACCGAAGGCUACGCCGCAACGUCAACGCGCACGUGGUCGCUACAAUCGCUACUAAUUUAGAUUCGAUGCCGCCGGACACGGCGUCAUAACAACGUAAUUUAAACAUAAAAUAACACUAAAAUUCUACGCAACAUAUAAAACAAAAUACAUACAUGAACACAUACACGACACAUGCCCAGGAAGACGGAGAUGGUCGAUCAACCCAAUCGUUCUCUGUCCACAAUCUGACAUUUGCAUCCCUGAUUUGCAUAAAUGAAAAACAAACAAGAAAUCGAAUGAAACUUUACGCAAUCAUCGUCCAGAGAUGAGACAGUUGAAUACAUUGUAAUCCAAGACAAGCUUCUUGAUACUGGACACUGAUAUUGUGACCAGGGAGGAGACAACGCAACACAACACAAACAACUUGAUUGAAUUGAUUUCCAUGCCAAACAAACUGAGCACAAUCCACAAUUCCAAAAACCAAUUCCAGUUCCAAGCUCCCCUCCCAGCAUUGCAUACCACGGACACACCAACCAACCAACCAUUCAACUUAUGUAAUCAUAUAAACUUACAAAUAAACAAUGAAACAAAACGUAGUUGUAAAACAAA